GGAGUCACAUUGUCGCAUUGGACGGCCGCCGUAACGGCCGCGCGUAUAGGCAGCGCACGCGCAUCGGCGCUUGCACUACGAACCACGAAACACGAUACGAGUGACGAUCGAUAAGACCGUGAUAAAAACCGCAGUGUUUGUAAAUUCCGUAGCCGAAGCGAGUCAUGCAACUGUUAUGAUACGAAAAUGUUAACACGGCUGGCGGCGUGAUAAAUUGAUAAAAAUGUGUAACAACAAUAAUAAAAUGGCGAGCGGUAAGUUUGGACUGAAUGUUAAGAAGGACAAAGUGAACUCGACAGAGGCUAACAAGACUGAGUUUAGUGUUAAGGAAAAAUGUCGCAAGUUGCAGAAGAAACUUAAGAAGACUGAUAAAAAGAAGACUGAAUCUAGUUCCAAGGAAAAGACGAUUUGGUGGAAUCAAUGCAGCAGCUUAAGCGAAAUAGACCAGUACCUAUGGAUGGUUGGUGGUUCGGCCGGUGCUUUAGCGCUCACAGGAGUUGCAGCCGCUUCAGCAUUCUAUCUCAGUACGCGUCCGAAGCCCGAAAAGCCUUUGGUCACGUUACAUGAACAGAGUUUGCUCGAACCGGGUCCCGAAAUGGUCCGUGUAUCGAAGUUCUACAAAGAAGCGAAGAAUGGUCGGUUUCUGCGGUAUCUACACGAAGACACACGCACACUUUACGAAACUUUCCGUCGAGGCGUUAAAGAAUCAAAUAAUGGCAACUGUCUUGGUUGGCGUGAGGGACCAAAUAAGCCUUACGUGUGGCAAACGUACAAUGAAACCCUGCUGCGAGCUAAAAACUUCGGCUCAGGCCUUAUAUGCCAAGGUCUCACCCCAGGCCAGGGAACCUUCGUAGGUAUAUACGCCCAAAACUGCCCAGAAUGGAUUAUGGCUGAACAAGCUGCCUACUGUUAUUCAAUGGUAAUAGUACCUUUAUACGAUACUUUAGGAGCUAACGCAUGUGCCUUCAUUAUUAAUCAAACGGAAAUGACAGUAGUUGUAUGUGAAGACGAUAAGAAAGCGAAUCUCUUACUCGACCAAUCACCGCGGUGCUUACGUAAGCUCAUCACGAUAAAGGAAGUCUCGCCGUCGACACACCAAAGGGCAAAAAGUCGAGGUGUGGAAAUUGUUAAGUUCAGCGAUGUCGAGAUUCAAGGAGCUCAUAAAGAUCAUCCUUGUGUUCCACCAAAACCAGAAAAUCUCUGCACGAUAUGCUACACGUCGGGCACGACCGGUAUGCCGAAGGGUGUGAUGCUGACUCACGAGAAUGUGGUCGCAUCCAUGUGCAGCGUGAUCAUGCAGCUCGGGGAACAUCGUCCUACGAAGCACGACGUUAUGAUCUCUUUCCUGCCUCUUGCGCAUAUGCUUGAGCGGUGUUGCGAGAAUGCUCUCUAUAUGGUAGGAGGAGCCGUCGGGUUUUACAAUGGCGAUAUUAGAAGACUAGGCGAGGACCUAACUGCCCUAAAACCGACCAUGAUGCCAGCCGUACCGAGACUCCUCAACCGAUUAUAUGACAAAGCGCAGAGUGAAAUAUCAAACUCAAAGAUAAAGAAGUUACUCUUUAAUAUGGCAUUAUCUGCGAAGGAAUCUGAACUCAAAAGGGGCAUAAUCCGCGGCGACUCCAUCUGGGACAAGCUGGUGUUCCGCAAGGUGCGCGAGGGCAUGGGCGGCCGCCUGCGCAUCGUCGUGGUGGGCUCCGCGCCGCUCGCCGGGAACGUGCUCACCUUCGCCCGCUGCGCGCUCGGCUGUCUGAUCGUGGAAGGCUACGGUCAGACUGAGUGCACUGCGCCGGUGACUUUGACUGUUCAGGGUGACCACGUGCCGGAACACGUCGGACCUCCCGUCGCUUGUUGUAAAGUGAAGCUAGUGGAUGUUCCCGAGAUGGAGUACUACGCGGCCCAGGGACAAGGUGAGGUGUGUGUGCAGGGGGCCAACGUAUUCAAAGGAUACUUCAAGGAGCCCGACAAGACGCGACAGGUCAUCGACCAGGACGGUUGGCACCACACGGGAGAUGUUGGGAAGUGGCUGCCUAAUGGUACGUUAAAAAUUAUCGACAGAAGAAAACACAUUUUCAAGCUGUCACAAGGCGAAUAUAUAGUUCCUGAAAAAAUAGAAAACAUUUAUAUUAGAAGUCAAUACGUUGAACAAGUUUUCGUGCACGGUGAAUCUUUAAAGUCAUGCGUAGUAGCGAUCAUCGUGCCUGACGUCGACGUGGUGAAGUGCUGGGCGCUCGAAAACGGAAUCCAGGGCACGUUCUCGAAGCUCUGCGACGACGAGCGCGUCAAGAAAAUGAUCCUCGACGACAUGCUGCAGUGGGGACGGAACGCGGGGCUCAAAACCUUUGAACAGGUAAAGGAUAUAUAUCUACAUCCCGACCCGUUCUCAGUGCAGAACGGUCUCCUGACUCCAACGAUGAAGGCAAAGCGACCGGAGAUCAGGAACUACUUCAAACCACAAAUCGACGACAUGUACAAUAAACUUGAAUAACAAUAGCUUGUUAUACUUAAUGAUAUUGUUCAUGACAAAAGUAAAGUCCGUGUCGAUUAAAAACUACUUCAUAAUCAUCCGAAGGAUGAUAAACUCGCAUAGUUGUAUGUUACUUAAUGAAAGUAUGUCGUUUAAGUGAUUCUUAA
Messenger RNA from Vanessa tameamea, 2631 nucleotides. Its product is annotated as long-chain-fatty-acid--CoA ligase 1. Gene Ontology annotation, molecular function: long-chain fatty acid-CoA ligase activity. NCBI's taxonomy places the organism in Eukaryota, Metazoa, Arthropoda, Insecta, Lepidoptera, Nymphalidae. Gene Ontology annotation, biological process: long-chain fatty acid metabolic process. The transcript is spliced from 15 exons. Gene Ontology annotation, cellular component: endoplasmic reticulum; membrane. The record is from RefSeq and is a predicted model, not a curated record. The coding region runs from base 224 to 2485 and encodes 753 amino acids.